This is a messenger RNA of Lolium rigidum, 834 nucleotides long. Its product is annotated as YTH domain-containing protein ECT1-like. Lineage: Eukaryota; Viridiplantae; Streptophyta; Magnoliopsida; Poales; Poaceae. The coding region runs from base 46 to 474 and encodes 142 amino acids. Gene Ontology annotation, molecular function: mRNA binding. The transcript is spliced from 3 exons. The record is from RefSeq and is a predicted model, not a curated record. Gene Ontology annotation, cellular component: cytoplasm. Gene Ontology annotation, biological process: mRNA destabilization.
UUGUAUUCCCUGUUACAGGUUAAUACCAGUGGGCAGUUUGUAGGGAUGGCUGAGAUGCUAGGUCCUGUUGAUUUCAAGAAGACCAUGGACUUCUGGCAACAAAAUAAAUGGAGUGGCUUUUUCCCUGUAGUUUGGCACAUUAUAAAGGACAUCCCGAAUCGGCUCUUCAAGCAUAUCACUCUAGAAAAUAAUGACAACAGACCUGUUACUUUCAGCAGGGACACUCAAGAGAUUGGCCUGCCCCAGGGUCUAGAAGUGUUGAAAAUUUUCAAGGCUUAUCGCCAUGGAACAUCAAUUCUGGAUGAUUUUGACUUUUAUGAAGAAAAAGAAAAUACACGCUGUGCACAGAAGGGCAUAAAUGCAGACUCGUUGCAUGAAGCCAGAGUAUCUUACUUUGGAACAGAUGACUUGAAAUCAAUGGGAGACAUUGAGGCAAGCAUGGAGAGUAUCAAUCUCCACGAGCCUUGGGACUAAUCCAGAUCGAUCUAUGUCACAUUGCAAAAUAUGACAAGGCAGUGACAUGGCUGACCACCCAACAAGUGGACACUACACAAAUUAACUGAAAAUAUGCUAUAGAAUGUUUGCACUUUCUAUGGACCCAGAUAUAUCGUUGUCAAGACAUGCUAUAGAAUGUUUGUACUUUGUGGACCUGAUAUAUAGUCGCUGGUACAACUUAGAUAUCUAGUUUCUGUCAGAGUAAAAGUUUGAGAUUAAGGUGGUUACAUGGUGACCGCCAUGUUGGUUGUAUGUCGCUGAUGGAAUAUUUUGGUUGACAAGAAUGGUUAACCAGCAGAUGAUCUGCAACUGCAUUUAGCAUGCAGGUUGUGAUUUUCA